AUGGAUGACAGUAUGGAAAAAGUAAAAUUUAUACAAAAAAAUUGUUUAUAUUGUGGUGUAUUGACUUUUUUUGAUGAACAAAUGUUAAAAAAUUUUUAUAUAAAUAAUUGUGAAUCAUUUUUUUAUGUAUGUGAUAAUUGUAAAAAAUCUAGUAUAGAAAAUAUAGACAACAUAAGUGAUAAAAAAGAGAAUGAACAAAUAAGUUUUCAAAAUGAAGUAAGAGAAAAAUUUCAAGCAAUAAAUGAUCCUGUAACAAAUUAUGUUCAUUAUACUAAUGAUAUUGUUACAAAUCAACAUUUAUGUCCUAAUUCUCGUGCUUAUAACAAAUUAAGAUAUACCUUUAUUAAUAAGCUUAUACACUUAGAUUUAUCAAUUCAGGAAAUAAAAUUGUUUUUAAUGGUAAAAGAAAAUGAAGAAAAAAAAGAACUUUUUAAUAAACAUCUUAUAAUGAAAACUCGUAUACGAAAAUGUCUCGAAGAAUGUAAUGUUGAAGAAACAAUUCAGAUUGAAAAUAGCACUAAAUGUAUUUUUAAAGCUAUGUUAAAGCAAAUUUUAUCACAUACAACAAAAAUUAAAAAAAUGACAGGAGAAUAUCGUUUAGACAUAGAAAAAUUAAGUACUGAGACAUAUAAAAAAGUUUAUAAAUUUACUAGUGAAUGUAAAAUUUGUAACUUUGAUUGUAUUACACCACAAAAAAUGAUAGAACAUGUCUUUUCUUUUCAUUUAGGUAUAAAAAAUAGUGCCCUAUUGAAAUGUGCUACAUGUAUUAAACAUUUCUCAUUUUCAGAAUCUUUUUUGGAUUUUUAUACAGUUUUUCAACAUUAUGUUACUUGUAACCAACAUAAUGGUGAGAAGUUUAAAAAUAAUUUUAUACAAGCAUCAAGAGGACAUGAAAUUUCUAUCUAUAUUGAUGAAUGUUAUGGUUACGAUAUAUUGAUUGAUUAUGAAAAGACAUUCGAUUUAUGCUUUGUCAUUUCUGAAUUUACUACGAUUUAUGAUUAA
Molecule: messenger RNA, 1002 nt
Organism: Strongyloides ratti
Lineage: Eukaryota; Metazoa; Nematoda; Chromadorea; Rhabditida; Strongyloididae
Exons: 1
Coding region: 1-1002 (333 amino acids)
Source: RefSeq, a predicted model, not a curated record